UCGACUGGACGAUCUCUCUCUCUCUCUCGCCAGACUUCAAUAUAUCGUCACAGAGAAGGGGGAAAAAAGGCUGUAACUUUUCCAGACAUUAUUUUUUUAAACAAACACUCAUCUCUUCCCAGUCCCCACCUCCUCAAAAAAUGUAUAGAGAAACACUGAUUUAAUCAGUGCCCAGACAGGACGUGGGGGAGAGAGAGAGAGAGAGAGAAAGGGAGGCUAACUUUGUAACAACUAAACGGGUCUAUAGGACUCAUGAACAGAUACAUGCCCGCUCAGGAACCCUAACAAGUGGUCCUACCAAGAAAGCUGGUUUGGGGGAGGAAUUGUCAGUAUCUCCUGGAAGUUCAUGUCAUUGGAGAUGGGGUGUCGGAAGUCGAGAAGUUGGUUUAUGGGAGCCGGCGUUAUUUUAAUGGCCACAGUACUGCACCAGUGUUCAACUAAUCCAACAGAGAAUGUAGUCGACGUCUUGCAGGUUCUGGACCUCCAGGACUCCUUGGACGGAAUUGUGAAUGUUGCGGGAUUUUGUACACAACGAAAAGGAUCUGAAGACACUGAUAUUGCUCUCCGGAUAGAGAACAAAACUUACUUUAAUGCCCUAACAACACAAUUAUUCCCAGAUGGAAACUUUCCUGAGAAUUUCUCCAUCCUAACGACACUAAAGGCCAAGAAAAACUCCCAGUUCUUCCUCCUGUCUGUUUACAAUGACCAGGGCAUCCAGCAACUGGGAGUCGAAAUCGGUCGGUCCCCUGUCUUCCUGUAUGAAGACCAGACAGGCAAACCGACCCCUGAGGAUUACCCCAUCUUCAAAAAAAUUAACCUGUCCGAUGGCAAGUGGCACCGACUAGCCAUCAGCGUCGAAGGAAAGAAUGUCACACUGGUCGUCGACUGUGACCAGCAGAUCUCAGAGCACCUCGCAAGGAGUGACAGCCCCGUGGUCAGCACUAAUGGAGUCACAGUCUUCGGUACCAGGAUACUGGAGGAGGAAGUGUUUGAGGGUGAUAUCCAGCAGCUACUAAUUUCCCCGGACCCCAAAGCAGCCUACACCUACUGCGAGCGUUACAUCCCCGACUGUGACACCCCUCUGCCCUACACUCUGCAGUCUCUGGUGACUUCUUACGAUGAUGAGACAACGACCUCUCGACCCCGCCACAAAAAAAAGAAGAGGGAUCGCAAACGCUCUAAAAAGAAGGGCAAGGGCAGAAAGAAAUCGAGAAAAAAUCGCAAAAGGAAGAAGAAAGAUCGGGCUGCCCGGCAAAAGAUAGAAACAUUUGGGGUUAGGGAACAGGAUACUGAGCCUCCUUCAGUGGAAGAAGUGGACAAUGUCUACGAUUAUCUUCUUGGUCCGGAAUAUUACACGGAUUUGGACUCGGCCAUCUACAAUGCCUCUCUAGCUGCUGCUGCUGGCAUGGAGGAAAAUGUCACGGAUCAUGAGACGAUGCGGGAGGAGAUCAUUGGGGAGUCGGAAGAUCCCAUCACUGAUGAUCACCAUGAGUACAGCUGGAAUAACUACAAUUACUACGACAGUGGGUUCCAGGACCCAUGGGCCCGAGAAGACCGUGAAACACAACAGCCAAUGGAGCGGGGCCCGAAGGGCGAGAAGGGGGAGCCUGCGAUUUUCGAACCUGGAAUGCUCUUGCCUGGACCUCCAGGACCAGUAGGACCUCAGGGUUCUGCAGGACCUCCUGGCUUCCCCGGACCUCGAGGACAUCCUGGCGAUCCUGGAGAAAUCGGUCCACCAGGAAGACCUGGUCUGCCAGGCAUCGAUGGAAUACCGGGACCCCCAGGAACCAUGUUGAUGUUUCCGUUCCAGUUUGGCGGGAAUGGAGCCAAGGGACCCAUCGUCUCGGCCCAGGAAUCUCAGGCCCAGGCUAUUCUCCAGCAAGCAAGGCUUUCUAUGAAGGGUCCAGCGGGUUCGAUUGGUCUCACGGGAAGGCCGGGACCUAUGGGCCCCCCUGGAAUCAUCGGCCUAAAAGGUGACUCUGGUGAAAUGGGUCCAAAGGGUCCUCCUGGUGUGUUGGGACCUCCAGGUCCUUCUGGAAGAACUGGAAGAAGGGGUCGGCCUGGAGUAAAUGGAGUACGAGGGUUACCUGGUGAGCCAGGAGUAAAGGGCGACAGGGGGUUCGAUGGUUUGCCUGGAUUGCCUGGGAGAAAGGGCCAUCAGGGUGAUUUUGGUCCAAAGGGCCCCCCUGGCCUUCCUGGCAAUGAUGGACUCAGGGGAGCAGAUGGAACGGUAGGGCCCAGAGGGUUGCCCGGUGACCCGGGUGCGCGUGGCCUGCCUGGACCAAGAGGAGCCAUUGGCACCCCUGGACAACCGGGAAUUACUGGCACUGAUGGCGCUCGAGGUCCAAAGGGAAACCAGGGCUCUCAAGGUGAUCCCGGACCAAUAGGGCAACAAGGUGACCCAGGACCUCAGGGCUUUCCUGGACCUCAAGGCCCCAUUGGACUUCCCGGAAACAAAGGACCUCCAGGCAAGCAAGGACUGCUGGGACUUAUUGGAGCAGAUGGUCCACCGGGUCACCCUGGUCGAGAAGGCCCAACAGGUGAAAAGGGAAAUAUGGGCCUUUCAGGUGCACAGGGUCCAAGAGGAUAUCCUGGAGUUCGAGGUGUCAAGGGUGCGGACGGAGUCAGAGGACUAAAGGGGCACAAGGGCGAGAAGGGGGAAGAAGGAUUCCCUGGCUAUAAAGGUGACAUGGGUCCCAAAGGGGAUAGGGGUAAUGCUGGUUUGACAGGUCAGCGUGGCGAGGAUGGUCUUGAAGGGAUCAAAGGCCAGAUGGGUCUCCCUGGCGAACGAGGAUCACGGGGUCCUGCCGGUGAAAAGGGAAACCUGGGCGUUCCAGGCCUGCCAGGAUAUCCAGGACGUAAAGGGCCAAAGGGCUCUGUUGGUUUUGUUGGACCUCCUGGAUUACCUGGAGAAAAAGGCAGGAGGGGGAGAGCUGGUCCUCAAGGAAACCAAGGAGGGCGGGGCCCUGUGGGAGAGCGAGGUGAGAGAGGGCAGAGAGGACCCUCGGGAAAACCAGGCGCCAAGGGAAAUGCUGGUACUGAUGGUCCCCAAGGUGUACCUGGUGAAAAGGGACCUCCAGGACCUCAAGGUCCAACAGGAUUCCCAGGACCCAAAGGACCUCCGGGACCUCCUGGGAAGGACGGGAUCCCGGGCCACCCAGGACAACGUGGCGAAUCUGGUUUCCAAGGCAAGAACGGACCACCCGGUCCCCCAGGUGUUGUUGGACCCCAGGGUUCUUCGGGUGACAGUGGGCCAGCUGGUGAACGUGGACACCCAGGGGCUCCUGGUCCACCAGGAGAACAAGGCAUUCCGGGAACCGCUGGGAAGGAAGGCACGAAGGGAGACCCAGGUCCAAUCGGUCCUUCCGGAAAACCUGGUCCAUCAGGCCUGCGGGGAUUUGAAGGACCCAGGGGCUUACCAGGAGAACUGGGCGCGCCUGGAUUGAAAGGAGGAGAGGGUCCUCCUGGUCCUCCUGGUCCAGUGGGAUCCACAGGAGAACGUGGUCUCAGUGGUCCAGUUGGUGCCAUAGGGCUUCCUGGUCGACCUGGUGGUCUGGGACCCCCGGGCCCUAUUGGAGAGAAGGGAGCCCAGGGUGACAAGGGCCUUAUGGGCCCUGCUGGUCAGGACGGCGUCCAGGGUUCCUUAGGUUUGCCAGGGCCCCCUGGCCCCCAAGGCCUUCCCGGAGAUGAUGGGGACAAGGGGGAGCUGGGAAGACCAGGACAGAAAGGCAGCAAAGGAGCCAAAGGAGAAGCAGGUCCUCCAGGUCCAAUGGGGAUUCAAGGCCCAAUUGGACAACGUGGUCCCAUUGGAGCUGAUGGUGAACCAGGUCCGAGAGGGCAGCAAGGCAUGCGAGGACAGAAAGGUGACGAGGGCGUUCGAGGAUUUCCAGGACCCCUAGGUCCUACUGGACUCCAGGGAUUGCCUGGCCUUCCUGGAGAAAAGGGUGAAAGUGGGAAUGUUGGACUCAUGGGUCCAUCCGGUUCCCCUGGUGCAAGAGGACCUCCUGGGCCCAAUGGUGGCACUGGACCUCCCGGCAUCCCAGGAGGGGUCGGUUCCCCAGGAGCAGUGGGUGAAAAAGGUGAGAGGGGCGACGCUGGAGACCCAGGUCCACCUGGUGAGCCAGGCAUCGUUGGUAUAAAAGGUGAACUCGGUGAGAAAGGUGAUACAGGUCGUCCAGGAGCAGCAGGACCUGCAGGGGACAAAGGUCCUCCAGGUGAAGAUGGAACCAAGGGCAACAUAGGUCCUGCUGGUUUCCCAGGUGACUCAGGUCCUUCAGGCGAACCUGGUGUACCGGGUGUGGAUGGUGCACCUGGAGAAAAGGGCAGCAUUGGAGAUCCUGGUCUGCCGGGUCCAAUCGGGGCAUCAGGGGAACCAGGACCCCCUGGUCCGCCUGGAAGACGAGGUCCUCCUGGACCAGUAGGUCCAGCAGGUCGAGAGGGCCAGAAGGGUUCAAAGGGCUCACCUGGGCAACCAGGCCCCGUUGGUAGGACUGGGCCGAGAGGACCUCAAGGAUCACCUGGCAACCCCGGGCCUGAAGGUUUGAGAGGGAUUCCUGGGCCUGUUGGAGAACAGGGUCUUUCUGGGCCUCCUGGUCAGAAUGGGCCCCCUGGUCCUAUGGGUCCUCCUGGUAUGCCAGGCCUGAGGGGCAAUCAAGGGUUAAAAGGUGACAAGGGACAUGUUGGUAUGAUCGGCCUGAUUGGGCCUCCCGGUGAGAUGGGCGAGAAGGGUGAUAGAGGCCUCCCAGGAAACCAAGGAAAACCAGGUCCCAAAGGAGACAUUGGACUCUCAGGGCUCAGUGGGCCCACAGGACCCCCAGGAUCCCCUGGAUUACCGGGUCCACAGGGUCAGAAAGGCUCUAAAGGUUCGGAAGGACCUGUUGGUCUGAGAGGGGAUGAUGGACCUCCUGGCCCUCCUGGCCCACCUGGCCCCCCUGCCGAGGUAAUCCAGCCACUACCACUGUACAAACGGAAGACCAGGCGGCACUCUGAGGGUGAGCAGGCCGACGACGGUGGGGCGAUGUUCCCUGACUACACUGAGGGCAUGGAGGAGAUCUUUGGGGCUCUGUCCUCACUGAAGGAUGAGGUAGAGCAGCUGCGACGGCCGAUAGGAACACAGGACAGCCCUGGGCGAACCUGCAAGGAACUUCAGCUCUGCUACCCACACUACAAAGACGGUGAUUACUGGAUUGACCCGAAUCAGGGAUGUGCAAAGGAUUCCUUCAAGGUCUUCUGUAACUUCACUGCGGGGGGAGAAACAUGCAUCUUCCCUGACAAGAAGACUGAAGGUGUUAAGGUUUCCGCCUGGCAAAGAGACAAACCAGGAACUUGGUACAGCAAAUUCAAACGUGGCAAACAGCUAACGUACACCGACUCCGACGGUAACCCUGUGCACGUGGUUCAGAUGACAUUCCUCCGCCUUCUAAGUGCCACCGCACGACAGAGGUUCACCUACAACUGCCAGCACUCCAUCGGCUGGUACGACAUGACCACACAGAGCUACCAGAGAGCAGUGCGGUUCCUGGGAGCCAACGGCGAGGAGUUGUCGCACAACAAGACGUCGUACAUCCAUGCUGUCUACGACGGCUGUAAGCUGAGGAAAGGUUCUGAACAAACAAUCCUACAGAUUGACUCUCCGCGAGUUGUUGACCUGCCCAUCAAGGACGUAGCUGUGACCGAUUUUGGCGAGCAUCAGCAGAAGUUUGGGUUUGAGGUUGGCCCGGUGUGUUUCAACAGCUAAACCUCAGGAAACAAACUUUGGGCCCAGCCUUUCAUCCCUUCCCUUUCGUUAUGCAAAAUGCACAUUCUCUUUGUUGUCUAUUGGGUCUUUAUUAACCACGCUACAGAUGGGGUAUUUUUUUUAUUGUGUAUGAGUAACAAUAAAUAAUUGCUGCCCUUGUAGGGCCAAAAUGUUAUGACCUGUGAAGAGGCCAAGUCAAGGAUUGACAUAAAUGGGAUUUUCCCAAUUCCAUGUCCAUCAGCAAUGAGGGUCUUCCUCUAAACGCCCUUUAACACCCAAGGAGGCCUUGAACACCGAAUAUCUUCCCGUCACAAAGAGUUCUUCCUCUAGCAAGAUUUGGCCGUUAGCUUAACUCUUUUACAUGUGGACAUUGAUCUUUGAAAUGUUAAACAGUGGACAUUGGGAUCUAGAGAUACUCCUAGCUUUACUCUGCUGUCUUGGUAAAGAAGAAAACAGAAUAUCAAAUGAUAUACAUUGUAUAGACUCCUUCUCCAAUGUUCAGAGUUCCUUGUAUCUUGUUGAGGUACAGCAGCAUAAUAGUUAUGGUACUUGACUGGUGUCUAUAAGACUAUUGAUCCAGAAAUAUGGGUUUAAAUCCAUUUGAGGCAAUAAAUAAAUUUGUAAGAAACAAAAUCUUCUAUCAUUUUCAAAAACUUUGUAUUGCUAUAAGGCCCAUCUGGCAUCAGGUAAGGAAAUCUGUCUGGCCUGGACCACAUAUACUUUGUUCUUAUCUACUUUUUGAAGCUGGAAGGAUAAAAAGUGGCAACUGUGAACAAAGAGAAAAGGCUUGUUCAUUGCUCCCUGAAGCUUUAUCAAAGGCUCCUUGAUGAAACAUAUUCAUCCCAUCCAUUCAAACACUCACAAGUCCAUGGAACGCUACAUUACCUCAUGCCCACAGACCAGCAGAGCAAAGGGGAAUAUGUGAUUUAGCUCUGAUGUGGCAGGUUUCUAGAUGUCAUCCGAUCCCCCGGUGGUUGCUCAUGAUGCUUGCAAUAGAGCUUUGGUUCCCCCAAUUCUCCAAGAAAUAGACUCGUUCUGAGUCACCACACGCAUCCUCGGGUGUCUCUGUGCUAUCUCAGACAGUUUUCUGAAGGACCUUUUCUACUUUUUCUUCAAGUUAAAUGUGUCAGCAGAGGUAUGAGCACUAGAAGUGAAGUUGGUUUGAGUGUUUAUUUAGAUUAUGAAGACACGCAGUCCUCUUUUAUUGUCAUUUAGUAAUGCAUGCAUGUUUAUUCUCAUCAAUGCAGACAUUCUCCCCACAAUGAAUCUGUUACAUUUUCAGACUCUUUCCGCUUGGACUUACGUGACUUCUCAACAUAAAUGUCUAUGUUCCUGACAAAACUCACAAUUUGCAGUUGGAGUUUGGCACAGUCCUGUAAGAUGCAGCCAUUAUUCAGAAUGAUACUUUACAUGAAAUUUAUUGUUAGUCAGAAGGGUAAAACUAACAUUAUAAACUAGCUUAUGUUCUUCUUCUGAAGUUUGGUUUGAUAAACUUCAGUGGAGUGGAGAUUCUGAAUUCCAAAUCAAACAAUCAAAAUAAAUGCUGUGGUUAAAAAAAACUUUCUCCAAGUAUCCAUUACUACCACUGCAGGACUUUGGGCAUCAGCCUUGACCAUUCUCCCAGGAUCAGUGUCUAGGUAAUCAGAAACAUAAGAGAUAAAGUAAUUCUCUGCAAAAAUCUGCAACUAACCUUUACUUGCAAUUUAGCUUUAACUUGCGCUAAAUGUUAUUUAAAAAGAUGUUUCCCUGCAUCAGUAUUAAUACAGUCAAUUGCUGUAUCUCUGAACCCCAUCAUUCCUGGUCUUGUUAGAAAUUGAUCUUGUCUUCCUCUCAGUCCACUAUCCCUGGUGUCUCCCUGAUGAGAGAGAAAAAGGAAGAAAAGAAGAUUGGCGUUCUUUGUGCAAAGUUAUAAUGCCCUGACUGGAAGAGUGGCAACUGACAGUGAUUUGCAAAGGGAGCUGGUUCAGUAUCAGAAUGAGUGAAAAUGACCAGAAAUCCUGCAAAAAGGCAGGGAAACGGGCAACUUUGUUGGCACGAAUGAAUUGGGCCAAAGAGCCUUUUUCCAUGCUGCAUAAAUCUGACUCUAAUUAGAUAGUACUUAUGCGGGCUGGCACAACUGAGAAGGGCUGAUUGGCCUUCUGUUGCUGCAUCACUCUGUACUAGGAUAAAGAUUGAGCUUUCAACUGUAAGCAGCUCUUCUGUAACACAGGAUGUCAGUCAAAUGCAGUUUAGCUGUACCCAUUACACUCUUUGAAAGGAAGGUGUCAUGUAAAACAGUUGGCAGUGGGUUGGAGUGACCUGUUGAGGAUUUCAAUGGAAUAACAAACACUUCCAUAAGUAGGAUGGUUGUUUCUGUAUCUGCCAGCUUCAUACUUUGAUAAUCCUGGCCCAUCUCCCAUGAGACCAACUGAACAUCAAGAUGAACCAUUCCAUCUAGGAUCAGAUCUAAUGGGGAUGGAUGAAUGGGGCCUGAUGCCAGUAAUGCCUAUACAGUACCACAUGUACGGUAGUUCUUCAUACAGUGAGAUCAGAUGAUGGUUUAUAUUACAAAAAGAUAGAGCAGGAAAGGUUAAGUUGCCACAUAACAAUCCAGAGACAUGAGGCUGUGUUCCACCAAGGUUGCUGAGAGUUUAAUUCAUUGAAUAGAUUUCUGGAAAAUAUAAGCUAUCUGUGAGAUAAUUGUCUAAAAUCCUAUCAAACAUUGGAGAAACUGAGUGGGUCAGGCAGCAUUUGGUCGUCCAACAAUGACAGGUCCUACCUACAAUGUCAGCUGUCCAUUUCCCUCCAAAGAUGCUGCCUGACCCAUUGAGUUCCUGCAGUGCCUUUGUAUGUUGCUUCAGACUCCCAGUAUCUGCUGUCUCUUGUGUGUCUCUCUGUUUGAGUAAUUCCACUGCCCAUCUCCAGCUUUGUGUCCAAAUGCCAGAGUUGGAGACACAGAAUGUUUCCAAAAGAGAAACCCCUAGUCGAGGGUAGAAGGUGUAAUGCUACCAGCCACCACAGGCUCUGAGUCUGACUGUACACAGCUAAAUGGAAUGAAGGGUUUCUGCCUACGUCACCCUGUGGAGCAGUAGGAUACCCCCUCCACCCUAUGAGUGAAAAAUACUCAUCUGCACUCCCUUUUUACCCUUAUAAAACCCACUUUAAACCAUUAUUCCUCAGGUUUUGACGGAGGGAAGUGGAAGCUUCCUAUUCAAUGUAAGUACCCCCAUAAUUUUAUCUCACUUUCAUCGCCUUGUUCAAAAUAAAAUUAUACUUAUUUAUACAAUCUUUCUUCACAGCUGCAGUCUUACAGUUGGGAUAUUUUCCUUGUAAAUUUCCCUUGCGUGGCCUCUAGCACAAUAGCAUUGUUCCUGUCAUCUGUUGGCCAGGCCUUAUGUAGGUAAUUAUUCAUUCAGGGUAGCAUGUUUUACCCUUGCAGCACCUAUACCUCCACAAGAUCAGAGCUUCCACCUUAAAUGCCAGCUUCCUACCCUUUCCCUGUAACUAAUUGCUCUAACACCCAAAAACAUGUCAGUCUCUUGUUUACCACUAACUAAACUGCACAGCCCCGUGGGGUAGAGAAUUCCAAACAUUUGCUGUCUACUGCGUGUCAAAGUCCCCCUCCCGAGACCACCCCUCUGUCAGCCUGAUCUGCUGGGUGUUUGCAAUAUCAGUUUGUUGUAUUGGCAUCAUACACUGACGAUGCCAACAGUGCCCACACCCUGUGACGGAAAACUUUACAAUGGACCUGUAGCUGAUCUUUGAGGCUGAGGUCAUAAGUCAGAGGAUUUUUUUUAAACUGCCUAUAUCUACCAGAAUUGGAGGGAAUCUUCCCCUCUGUGUUAGAGGGAGAAACAUUAAGCCUGCAGCACUGGAUGUAGUGCCUCAUUGGAAAAUUGAAAGCUCAAGGAUGUACACACAGGCUCACCAGGCUCCACCUGUAACUCGGCCUGAUGUUCAGUAAUUGAAAGUUUCCUUAAAGGAAAGGCAUUCAAAUUUAUUCCUUUGGUCUCAUCAGGGGACUCAAAAUUGUACAAGUUUAUCACAUAUCAAGGUCCUAACUUGGGAUUAUUAGUUUGUAUGGAAAGACCAUCUUAGCUGUUUGGACAAACAGGUCAAUGUAAACCAAUAUUCUCGAUAUUUCCUCCAAUUGCUCUUGGUCAUACUGUGACAUGGUGAUUCUUCUUACAACAAAGGUGGAGUAGAUUUUAAAUGGUGCUAAUCACAAUAUACCAAAACUGUAUUAAACUGUGUUGCUUAACUGUUUUUUGUUGCAAAGAUAAUUUAUGGAGUUGUGUUAUUUUUAGAUGCUUCUUGAAUUGAUUGUUGGCAUAAUUUAUUUCGGUUUAAGAUGCCUUUGUGUACAUAAAUAAUUUUGUUUUAAAAAUGGAUUUGAUCUAUUAAGCCAAGGGCCAGAGCUAGAAAUUCACGUUAAUAUUUAAGAUCAGUAGCCUCGGGCUAUUUAGAUAUCGUCUGCCUUGAAACCUGUUUUCUUCAUUAUUUACCUUACUCAUUUUCAUGAGCCAACUACCUUGAUGGCUGCGAUGCAAAGUUCACCUAAGAUGCUAUAUAAAAAAAAUUCCAAUAGCUGUAAGCUGUCUCUGGGUGAGGGAGAGAGAGAGAAUGAACACACACACACACACACACACACACACACACACAAUCAUAGGUGCUACAACACAGGAACAGACCCUUCAGCCCAUCAUAGUCUAUGCCAAACUGUUAUUCUUCCUAGUCCCAUUGACCUGCACCUGGACCAUAACCCUCUGUACCGUGUACUUAUCCAAAGUUCUCUUAAACGUUACAAUCAUAUCCACCACUUCAACUGCCAGCAUGUUCAACACUCUCACUAUCCUCUGAGUGAGGAAGUUUCUCUUGAGGUUCCCAUUAAAUAUUUCAACCUCUACCAUGACGUGCAGCAAGACCAUGGACAGCCGCAGUUUAAAUGGUACCUCCUUUGAACAUUGCCUUCCUUGUUUUGAGGGAGGGGUGGGGGUAGUGUGUAAAAUCAUUGAAAUUCUUCAUCAUGACAAUGGACUCCAACUGCCCAGUUGGUUAUCUUACAGCAAAACGGGCAUUGUGGAGGAGAAGGCUUUUGGGCCAAUUGAGCCAAUGGAAAUUCAUUAAAGACCAAUCGCAUUGGUCCUUUCCCGUCUCACACUAUUAGUCUCCCUACAAAUCAGUGAGAGAAGGAGAACAUUGCAAAGGAGUGUCUGACCUCCCAUCCUCAAUAUUGACUUACCAGAACUCUGCCAGUUGCAUCUUCUCUCUGGGAGCUUCUCUGUCAUCUGGACAGGAGCCAAAAUGCUCAUGUCCAUUUCCAUCCACAGGAGCUGCCUGACCCACGGAGUCCCUCCUGCAGCUUGUUACUCCGGGUUGCAGUGCUUGGUGUCUGUUGCGUCUCCACCUGCUCCUCAUCCUCAUCCUCAUCCUCAUCCUGAUGCUGAAGGUUGAAACAUAAAACUCCCAACCCUCUCUAGCCUCCUCCAGCCUUCCCCUGACCUCAUGCACACCCCCAUUUUCCCAGCUCCCUUCACCCCACCAAGUAGUGAGCUGACGGUCCUGGUUGUUCAGUCAUCAGAACGUAAAACAGUAUAGGCCCUUCAGCCCAUGAUGCUGUACCAACCCUAUAAACUAUUCCAAGAUCAAUCUAAUGCUUCCCUUCCAUAGAGCCCUCCAUUUUUCUUUCAUCCAUGUGUCUAUGGUCUCUUAAGUAUCUCUACUGUAUCAGCCUGAACCACCGUUCUCUCUCUAAACCUCACUCUUUUCUUCCAGUGUUCUUACCCACUUUUAACAACUGACUUGGUGCCAGAGAUUUUUCAAAUUAUGCAUUGCAUGAAUCAGAACAUUUGUGUAGGUGCACUUUUAAGAUUGUGGAGCUACUGAUCUUUGAGGUUCAAGAACCCAGAAUUAAAGAGAAUUUCUUCCUCACCCUGAAUGCUACUGUAUAUAAACGUGCCACUAUAUCCUAUGCCAUUCUGUAAGUUGCUGCAUGCUGCAAGAGACUUCUGUAAUGUGUUUAGUCUAUAUACUUUGGUUGUUUUAUAGGGGAGGAGAAAUGAUAAGCAGGAAUACCUCUGGAUAUUUUUCCAUACUGUCUAACAUAUAGUUAGCUCACUUAUAGGGUGCGGGCAAUUUCUAUUUUGUAUCAGUAAGUUCGGAGUAUUCAUAUAUUGUCUCUGCUGAGUUAAAUCUGCCCAGACCCAUACAUUGCAACCUAAUCAAGGGCCAAGUUAAAACAAAACAGGUGUGAUAUGCUGUACGUGCACUGGAGCCGGAAAUGCAGACAUCACAGGAAGGGGCAGAGUUUUAUUUAAAGGUAUAAUUUGAGGUAUGCAACUGAAAUUAAGCAGGGGGGAUGAACCGACUUUGAUUGGAAGUUUAAAGGACAAUUCAAUGCUGUAUAUUCAUCCGCACUUUUGUUGAGACCCAACCCCAUAAUUCACAAGACUGGAAUGUCACUAUAAAGACACUUAAAUUUUGCUUAUCUUGGGUUGGGGGGAAUAGAAAAGACCUCAAUACCAUUGGACAAAGGAGACUGGGAGCAAUGGGGUUGCAGUAAGAACCAUCAUUCACUCCAUCCUUUGAGAAUAUCAUUGGAUUAUAAGGGCAAAUCUAGCCUUGGCGGUGAACCCCUUCCAUAGUUGCAUGGCUGUAGGCAUGUCCUCUGGCUCAACGUUGAAGCUAAAAUCCACAGCAUUCCUCCCCCAGCUCACCAGGCUCAGAAUCCUGCCUAAAGGAACAGUUGUAUUCUUCUGGAUUUCCAGCAGGGUCACCCUUUGCACCCCACCUCAGUGAUGUCAUGGUGCUAAAUCUCUGUGGUGCUUUCAAUGACCUAGCCCUCUGUAUUAUGACAUGUGAGAUAUGUACAUUGAAACGUCAAGCACUGAUUGAACACAGGUUGUUUUGCUAAAAGGUCUGCAGCAUAUUAAAAAAGUGAUAUUCAGGAAAAAUAUGUAAAUUUAGUCAUAAAAAUUAAAAACAAAUUGCAACCAA
This is a messenger RNA of Mobula hypostoma (lesser devil ray), 12712 nucleotides long. RefSeq names its product collagen alpha-1(XI) chain-like. NCBI's taxonomy places the organism in Eukaryota, Metazoa, Chordata, Chondrichthyes, Myliobatiformes, Myliobatidae. The transcript has 67 exons. Gene Ontology annotation, molecular function: extracellular matrix structural constituent conferring tensile strength. Bases 347 to 5737 code for a protein of 1796 amino acids. The record is from RefSeq and is a predicted model, not a curated record. Gene Ontology annotation, biological process: extracellular matrix organization.